CACAGUCAACAGUUGACUUCACCUCCGUGUCAUCGCCUGCGUCUACCUCAAACCAUCGACUCGUUUCUUCGUAACAGCUAGUUCAAACUUUGCUCUGAAUAGUUAGUUUUGAGACACAUUCAACGGAAGCCACCCAAAUCAGCCUCUCUGGAGAAUGUCGGAUUUCGACAGCAAUCCGUUCGCGGACCCGGAGUUCAGCAACCCCUUUCAGGAUCCGUCGGUGACACAGGUCAGACAGGCUGCUCCUCCGGGGCUGGAGGAGUACAAUCCCUUCACAGACGGCAAACCAACGCCUGCGGCCAUGGCGCCCAAGACUGCAGGACCCACCAUCAACACACAGCCCGCCAUCAUGAAACCCACAGAGGAGCCGCCGGCCUACUCGCAGCCUCAAGCACAGGAGCAGUCGCGAGGGGCCGCCGAGCUGCUGAGGAGGCAGGAGGAGCUGGAGAGGAAGGCUGCAGAGCUGGACCGCCGGGAGCGAGAAAUGCAGUCGCUCAGCGCUUCAGGAGGCAGGAAGAACAACUGGCCCCCCCUCCCGGAGAUGCUCCCCGUGGGUCCCUGCUUCUACCACGACAUCACGGUGGACAUCCCUGUAGAGUUUCAGAAGACAGUCAAGAUCAUGUAUUACCUGUGGAUGUUUCACGCAGGGACGCUGCUCGCUAACCUGGUGGGCUGCUUGGCCUGGUUCAGCGUGGACACGUCGCGCGGGGUGGACUUCGGCCUGUCCAUCCUCUGGUUCAUGCUCUUCACGCCGUGCUCAUUCGUCUGCUGGUACAGGCCGCUUUACGGAGCGUUCAGGAGCGACAGCUCAUUCAGGUUCUUCGUCUUCUUCUUCGUGUACAUCUGUCAGUUCGGCGUCUACGUCCUGCAGUGCAUCGGCAUCACUGGUUGGGGCGCCAGCGGGUGGAUCUCGGCUCUGACCGGCCUGAACCGGAGCAUCCCAGUGGGCAUUAUAAUGAUCCUCGUCGCCGCUCUCUUCACCUCGCUGGCCGUCAUGUCCCUCAUCAUGUUCAAAAAGGUCCAUGCGAUGUACCGAACCACCGACGCCAGCUUCGAGAGGGCCCAGCAGGAGUUCGCCACGGGCGUCAUGUCCAACAAGACCGUCCAGGCCGCCGCUGCUAACGCCGCCUCCAGGGCUGCACAGGGAACCUUCAAGGAGCAGAUCUGAUUGGCCCACGCAGCUCUCCGUCCCCCCCAUCUCUGCUCAUCCAGCUUCCGCUGCCCCUCAGCCUUCUGACGGUGUCGAGGUGGUUUCUGUGAGGGGGGGGGGCUGUCCACUCGCCCACCAUCUGGGAUUCAAAGUGUGAAUGAAACAGGGACCCGGCUCGUUUCCGUCCUCUCCUACCUGAAACAUUGUGCACUCCCAUCACAGACUCUGAGACCCCUCGCUGCACCCCCCACCACCGCUCAACCAGCGGGCCCAACCUUAUUUUCUGUGUGUGUGUGUGUGUGUGUGUGUGUGUGGCCAACUAAAUGAAUGUUUGUCCUCUUUAAAAGGUCUAAUGUAGCUGAACUCUAACUUCUAAACGUACCUGGGCAUUUCCCACCAAUCGACCACCUCCGAGGUUCUGUCACCACUGGCUUCCUGUGUUUCUGAGCCGUUCCUUAAUUUAUCCACCUCAUCGCCACCUCCCAUUUUUAAAUUAAUUUAUUAUCGAUGAAGUGGAGGUCAUCUAGCUCUCAGUAGUCAUCGGUUAACGCAGCGUUCACUGACCCGUUUCGCUGUUUUCUGUGAGUGCGUAACUCAACGCUGCUGCCCCCUGGUGGAGUGACUGUGUAUUGAAGAUGAAUGCCGUGCAUUCCGGUUCACUGCUUUGCCUUCGACUCUCCACUUUCCUCUGAAUUCGGUUGUGGGAAGUGCGUAGUUUUACUUCCUUAAAGUGACGUGCCACCCAAAAUCUUAUUUGUUGCGUAUCAAACACUCACCUGUGCAGACUGAAGGGCUGAUGAUGAUGAGUUUUAUAGGAUGUGUUUAUUCACAUCAGUUGGGGAAAAAGCCACUGGGACAGCUGGGUCAGUCAGCCGGUCCCACUGGUGAGCCUCUGAUUUUCCCUCUAGCGCCACCAUGAGGUUAACGUUUGUGAUUUCAGCUAAAUAUCUCCUGUGACGUUCACACAUUCACGUUAGUUUGAUCCCUUAAAUUCAUAUCCAGCGCCAUCAUCAGCUCGAAAAUUGAAAUUUGGUGAUAUAAUAACAUUCCAACUAAACUAACAUUGCGGUUGAGACUCGUCACUUGUCGACUAAUUGACUAAUCAAUAGAUCGACGGGUUGUUUCCGCUCUGGAGCUGCAGACUCGUCUUGUUUUGGUCGUAUUUUGGCAACAUGCAGACGACACAGACGGAGACGUGGAGCAGCUGAAAAGUGGUUUCAGCUCUUUCUUUUGAUCCUUUUUUUUUCCCCGUCUGAAUCUAUCGACCAGCCGGACUCGCGCCGAUCAGAACCAUUCCUCUCUGUGAACUACGGAGCUCAAACAGCCUCCUCUCCCACCGACAAGCAGCGUUUGAUGCCGGAGAAAACUGGAUCUUUUGAUUUUGGGUGAUCUGUCGAUUUCAGGUAUUUAUUGCGUGGAGUUUUUUUUGCCUGUUUGACGUACUGUUGCUCAACUUUGGCUGUGGCUUUAAGCUUUGUGGUAAAAAAAAAAUCACUGAGAAUGAAAUUAAGGUUUUAAAAGCAUCUCUAACAACAAUAUUUUAAUGAAAUGACUGAAGAAGAGAAGGAAGGACUGUUUGUAUAUUUUGUACGAUUUACAGAUGUCGGCUAUUUGCUCUCUGGUUUCACCUUCAGUCACAUGUUGAGUAGUUUCAGUUUUGUAUAUUUAUUGUAUUAACACUGAAUAAAAUUCUUCUUAUUUA
Molecule: messenger RNA, 2852 nt
Organism: Chelmon rostratus (copperband butterflyfish)
Lineage: Eukaryota; Metazoa; Chordata; Actinopteri; Chaetodontiformes; Chaetodontidae
Product: secretory carrier-associated membrane protein 1-like
Exons: 9
Coding region: 155-1168 (337 amino acids)
Biological process (GO): protein transport
Cellular component (GO): recycling endosome membrane; trans-Golgi network membrane
Source: RefSeq, a predicted model, not a curated record